UAAUGAAACCCAACAGAUAUAAUCCGCAGCUAAUCCUUAGUGCAUUUUGCGCCACUGGAUCAUCAUGACCAAAGAACUGAACGAAACGGAAAACCCCGGGAAAUUACAUCGUUCACUGAUGGUUCAAAAUUGAAGAAACCCUGUGACCAGAGAAUCCCUAUCCCAUCCCCUCUCUCUCUCUCUCUCUCUCUUGUUUCCAGCGCUUUCGCUUUGCUUCAAUGGCGAUUGAAGCUAACUUUUCAUGGCUUCAAUUGAAGCCAGCUCAAUUCCUCCACCGUUAUUCUUUUUCCACGACUUUCUUGUUUCCACGCUUGCUUAAUUUCACUGAUCUAGAAAUCAAGAAGAAAUCAUUCAAAUUCCGUUGCAGAUCAAGCCAAGUAGACGAUGAGGGAUAUCUGUUAGAUGCUCCAGAAUCUAUCGGAGACGGGUUUUCCUUCAGUGGAGGUAAAUACUCUGAUGGCUCAAGCCCAUCAGAUGAAUGGUUCAAGCAAGGAAAGAUAGUAAAAGCUCUUCCUGUCUUUGGCACUGGUGAGAAGGCAAAGGAUCCAAUAUUUGGACUUGCAAUGGGUGGUAGUUCUCAGGCUUCAGAUGAUGUUUUCAGAUGGUUUUGCGUUGAAAGAGGAAAUGCUGCUAACCCAUCAGUUAUUUUAGUUCAUGGUUUUCCUUCACAGGCAUAUUCUUAUCGCAAAGCUCUUCCUGUACUUGCCAAAGAUUAUCAUGUCAUUGCAUUUGAUUGGUUAGGUUUUGGAUUUUCAGAUAAGCCUCAACCAAGAUAUGGCUUUGACUACACAUUGGAUGAGUAUGUGUCAUCCUUGGAUGCUCUUAUUAGUGAACUUGUAGAAGAUAAGGUUUCCAUUGUUGUUCAGGGAUACUUUGCUCCGGUAGUUGUCAAAUAUGCUAGCAAUCAUCAAGACAAGUUGAAUGAUCUCAUUCUUCUUAAUCCUCCUCUGAUGGACAAUCAUGCUAACCUGCCGUCAACGUUAUCAAUAUUCAGCAACUUUUUGUUGGGUGAAAUUUUUUCCCAGGAUCCUCUCAGGGCUAGUGACAAAGCAUUGACCAGCUGUGGACCUUACAAGAUGAAGGAGGAGGAUGCAAUGGUUUACAGAAGACCUUAUCUCACAUCUGGAUCUUCAGGAUUUGCAUUAAAUGCUAUAAGUAGGGCCAUGAGGAAGCAGUUGAAGUCCUAUGUUGGAGUGAUGAGGAAGAUGCUAUCCAGUGAGGACUGGAAAGUUCGGACAACAGUUUGUUGGGGUCAAAGAGACCGCUGGUUGAGCUAUGAUGGAGUAGAAGAUUUUUGCAAGAGUUCAAAUCAUAAAUUGAUGGAGCUUCCAAUGGCUGGACAUCAUGUCCAGGAGGACAGUGGUGAAGAACUCGGACAAAUCAUUGCAGGACUUAUCAGCAGAAGGCAUUAGAUGAGAUGAUGUUUUCUGAUAGUUUGAGAUUCCAAGAAUUUUUGUUUCUCAAUUGAUUUUUAGGCUGAGAGCUCUUGAUUGCUACCAUCCAUCAUACUUAAUUCAUACUUUCCUUUUCAGUUAUUACUACAGGAUAUGUACCUGCAAGUGUUAUAGGCUGAAAAGGUAACUUGAUAUGCCCUUAAUUCAGUCCAGGUGCCCCUGAUUGUACUGUUAAUUGUAUAUGAUUGCCCUAUGCUCAAUGCUUCCAAUACAGGAUUAGUGAAAGCUUCUCAGUGUA
Messenger RNA from Macadamia integrifolia, 1692 nucleotides. RefSeq names its product cis-3-alkyl-4-alkyloxetan-2-one decarboxylase. The record is from RefSeq and is a predicted model, not a curated record. The transcript has 13 exons. Gene Ontology annotation, molecular function: epoxide hydrolase activity. Lineage: Eukaryota; Viridiplantae; Streptophyta; Magnoliopsida; Proteales; Proteaceae. Bases 219 to 1412 code for a protein of 397 amino acids.